UCUCUAUGGGUCCCUAUGGGUCUCUAUGGGUCCCUAUGGGUCGCUGUGGGUCCUGAGGGGUCGCUGUGGGUCCCAGGCAGGUUCCCGGAGCCGGGGCUGCGCCUCAAUGGGCAGCACCGGGAGAAGCCGCUGCAGCGCUGGGAGGGCGGCGACGGCGCCUGCGACGAGUACGACCUGGACUCGGACCUGUCCAACGGCUGGGACCCCAACGAGAUGUUCCGCUUCAACGAGGAGACCUACGGCGUGCGGAGCACCUACGACAGCAGCCUGGCCGCCUACACGGUGCCCCUGGAGAAGCAGAACUCGGCGGCGUUCCGGCAGCGGGAGGCGCGCGCGGCCGCGCUGGCGCGGGAAAUCGAGGGCAGCCCCCAGCACCGGCUGCGCGCCGCCGCCGAGGAGCACGAGGAGGGGCCCGAGGAGCGCCCGGCGCGGAGGGACCCCAAGUUCCCGCCCCUCCCCCAACGCCCGCGGGGGGGGCUCCGCUGCUCCUCAAGGGGGGGAGGGGCCCCCAGACCCCCUGGGGGGGGAGGGGCCGGAAGUGCCCCACCCCCACCCCGAGGGCCCCCCCCCCACCCGGAGCCGGGGGUCAAUGGAGGCCCCUCCCCCAAGGCCCAGCGACCCCCCCGUGGGGGGAAGGGCAGCGGAGGGGGGUGCCCAUCCCCCACCCCUGCCCCCUCCGUGCCCCUCCCACGCUCCCCCAAACCCAGCCCCUCCCCCCUCCCGGACCCCUCCCCCUCCACCCCUCCCGUGGUGGGGGAGGGGCCGCCGCCCCCUCCCCCCGCCUCCCCCUGCCCCUCCCCCCCCCUUUCCCCCUCCCCCCACCCAGGUUCCGCCCCUCCCCCCCCGGCUCGGACCUCACGGGACCCCCGGAGCCCCCCCGCAAAGGUCCAUCAGAGCAGCAGCGGAACCAAUUGGAGGAGCUGAGGAAGUUUGGGGCCCAGUUUAAGGUGUGGGGCA
Pezoporus occidentalis (night parrot) is the source of this 957-nucleotide messenger RNA. RefSeq names its product ataxin-2-like protein. The coding region runs from base 16 to 924 and encodes 302 amino acids. NCBI's taxonomy places the organism in Eukaryota, Metazoa, Chordata, Aves, Psittaciformes, Psittacidae. Gene Ontology annotation, cellular component: cytoplasmic stress granule. Gene Ontology annotation, biological process: cytoplasmic stress granule assembly. The transcript is spliced from 7 exons. The record is from RefSeq and is a predicted model, not a curated record. Gene Ontology annotation, molecular function: mRNA binding.